Messenger RNA from Colletotrichum spaethianum, 882 nucleotides. RefSeq lists its product as uncharacterized. The record is from RefSeq and is a predicted model, not a curated record. NCBI's taxonomy places the organism in Eukaryota, Fungi, Ascomycota, Sordariomycetes, Glomerellales, Glomerellaceae. The transcript is spliced from 3 exons. Bases 1 to 882 code for a protein of 293 amino acids.
AUGUUCCAACUGUCGCAUUACACAGCGUCCCUGCAGCUCCAACGUGAAAAGAAGAUUGACCUGAUCGAGGAACGUCUUUCCAAUAUCGAAGAGUUGCUGCGGAGUCUCGCAAACAAUCCUCAGAGCAUUGGUAGCUCUUCAUGGGACGCCAGCAGGGUCAGGCACGUAACGCCUUCGGCAUCGACUGUUGGAGAUGUCUCCAUUUUGACCCAAGACGGCGCAGACUCGGAUUCCGCCUUCGAGGGCGACCUCUCACUCACCGCCCAUACCAUGUUUGCCAGCGAGUUCAUCGAAAACGCUGUGCAGAGAACUUCGCUCGAAGACGUCCCGCCCAACAUGCACGCAGCACUCUCCUCCCUACGUCAGAUUGUCGCUAUGCAAUCCAAGACCUCCUCCACUCGAGAGUUCCGCUUUCGUACCCAACAGCCACUACCGCCGGGAGGCUUGACUGAGCUGCCUAUGCCGCCUAUGAAUGCUGUUGUCGCCCUGCUCAAGCACAUGAAAGACGUUGAUGAUUUAGCCGAGCUCUGCCGAAGGGUCUAUUUCUGUACUGACAACUUUGCGGACACAACGUUCAUCAUUGUGAACGGCGCGCUCUUCUACCUCUUCAUGGAACAGGCAUACCUUGCGCCCGACGCGACUGCUCGAGAAGAGUUUGAAAGGUAUCAGCACAUGUGCCAAAGCAACCUGGAAACGGCCCUAGCCUGCUUGCCCCUCAUGCUGCCCGCUAAAAUUGAGAGCAUUGAGGCUUUACUCUUGGCCGUAUGUGGCGUGCUGCUUAUUACAAUUCUGCUCCUCAGCGCUAACGAGACAUCAGGCCGUGUAUUCUGUAGACGUAUCGAAAGCAUCCCUCGCAUGGCUCUUCACCUCCACUGCUGCUAA